Molecule: messenger RNA, 1757 nt
Organism: Juglans microcarpa x Juglans regia
Lineage: Eukaryota; Viridiplantae; Streptophyta; Magnoliopsida; Fagales; Juglandaceae
Product: pentatricopeptide repeat-containing protein At5g15300-like
Exons: 1
Coding region: 1-1599 (532 amino acids)
Biological process (GO): RNA modification
Molecular function (GO): protein binding; RNA binding
Source: RefSeq, a predicted model, not a curated record
AUGGAUGAUGCUGAGAGCCACACUUUCUCAAGUAAUCCCAAGCUUCGGCAACUUUCUUCCAUGGAAGAACUAGAACAAGCCCAAGCUUUUGUCACCAAAGCCGGCCUCUACACCCACCCCUAUGCGCUCGCAAAUCUCAUCGCUUUCUCGGCCCUGUCGCCACUAGGAAGCCUCGCGCAUGCGCAAGCCAUGUUCGAAGAAACUACGAAGGACAACUCUUUUAUUUGUAAUACCAUGAUUAGAGCUUACGCUAAAAGCGUUUUUCCCAUUAAAGCUAUUCACAUUUACAACCAUAUGUUACGCAUGAAUGGUAAAUCUGAUCAUUUUACUUAUACUUUUGUACUAAAGGCGUGUGCUAGAGCUUCGAGGUCCGUGGAAGAAGGUGGAUCAUGCGAUCGCUUUGGUAUUGCUCGUAAGGGAGCUGAGAUUCAUUGCAGGUUUUUGAAGUUGGGGUUUGAUUGUGAUGGUUGUAUUCAGACCUCGCUUAUUUUUAUGUAUUCUCAGUGUGGGUUUGUACGCCUCGCUCGUCUAGCGUUCGAUAAAAUGACUGAAAAAAGUGUCGCAUCGUGGAAUAUCAUGCUAACGGCCUAUGAUCAAAUUAAUGAUUUCGAAGCGGCGGAUGCUCUACUCGAGUUGAUGCCUCAGAAAAAUGUGGCUUCCUGGAACACUUUAAUCGCAAGGCAUGUUAGGUCCAGUAACAUUGAAGCUGCUAGAAAGGUGUUUCAAGAGAUGUCUGAAAGGGAUGCGGUCUCUUGGAAUUCCAUGAUUGCUUGCCAUGUUCAGAGUAAGGAUUAUGCUGGAGCAUUGACACUCUUCUGUGAAAUGCAAACUGCUAAGGUGGAGGCAACAGAAGUAACGCUUAUAUCCGUUCUGGGUGCUUGUGCCAAGAUGGGUGCAUUGGAGAUGGGUAGGAAGAUCCACGAGUCCUUGAAAGAGAAGAGAUACAACAUUGAAGGGUACUUGGGUAAUGCACUUGUAGAUAUGUAUGCUAAAUCUGGGAAUUUGAGUCUGGCAUGGAAAGUAUUCAAUGAGCUGAAAAUGAAACCGAUUAGUUGUUGGAAUGCAAUGAUUAUGGGUUUGGCCGUCCAUGGUCAUUGUGAGGAAGCUUUAGAAUUGUUUGCUGACAUGGAGUUAAGGCUAGACGAGAUCAGGCCUAAUCGGGUAACUUUCAUUGGUGUUCUAAUUGCUUGUAGCCAUCAGGGAUUGGUGGCAGAAGGGCGUCAAUUCUUUAAGCGCAUGAUGAAUGAGUACAAGAUCAUGCCUGAUAUAAAGCAUUAUGGUUGCAUGGUCGAUCUUCUUAGUAGAUGGGGAUUGCUAUAUGAUGCUUGCCAGAUGAUCAAAACAAUGCCUUUGCCCUCGACUGCUGUGUUGUGGAGGACAUUGUUGGGUGCGUGUAGGGUUCACAGGAACGCAGAUUUGGCCGAGGAAUCCUUCCAAGAGCUUGCCAAGUUGGAAGCUCUUACUGAUGGAGAUUAUGUUUUGUUAUCGAACAUUUAUGCUGAAUCUGAGAGAUGGGAUAACGUUGAGCGCCUGCGGAAUGAAAUGAUUGGUGUUGGAGUACUGAAGAAACUUGGCUCCAGCAAUAUAGAGAAGAGAUGAUAAAAGGAAUUAUCUUUGAAGUUCAUCAUUGAUCUUGUGGCUUCAUAUUCACAAUUGUUUUGUCCAAACAUCUAAAGAACUUGAACUGAGAAAAUCAUGUAAUGUAUUCAGCCAUGAAUUUCCACCAUAUAAAAAUCAAGAACAUAUUUCCCUACCCA